AUGGAAGUAUAUUCUGGUGCUAUUGAAGAUUUUAAUUGGAGGACUUGUGAGAAAUUCUUCAGAUUCAUUAGAUUUGGGAUAACUAGGGGGUGGGGAAGACAUUAUCCUUUGAAAAAUAAGGCUCUUGACAGCAAAGGUGGUAAAAUGUUGAGCAACAGGGAUCGAAAUUUACCUGAAGAUGUUGUGAAUGAGAUACUCUCAAGGCUACCCGUGAAAUCCCUGUUGCGAUUCAAAUGUGUCUGUAAAUAUGCUAUCGCUUUUUUCCUUAAUGAAACACUUGUUGGCAUACCGCCUUUACUUGAAAAUUUUGAUCAUCUACAGAUCCCAGAUCCUAUGCGACAUGUUGUUGGCCCCAUUGACGACAUAUUUUUGGUAUACACUUAUGGGUACAGUGAUGGCAAUCGUAUGGCUCUGUGGAACCCUGCUAUGAGAGAGUUUAGACUCUUCCAUGUACUUGAGCCAAUUUUUCCACCGAAUUUUCAUGUUGUUGUAAAUGUAGUUGGAUUUGGGUUGGACCCAUUGACUAGGGAUUACAAGAUUAUUUGGAUUCGCAACUUUGUUGAAAGGAUUGGUGAUGUAUCAGGUGAUGACAUAGAUUAUCCUUGUUAUGUUGUUGCACUAUACACUCUAGGUGAUGAUAGUAGAUAUGAGAUCCUUUUAUUUGACAUGAGGCUAGAGGAGUUUAGAGAGAUAAAAGUGCCAGCUAAACCUGAACAGAAAUUGGGGUCUCUUUCAUUGUACAAUGAUUCUAUUGGUUUGUUCUUUUGUCAAACUUAUGCGAUUUUGGAAUGUAGUAUUGAUAUAUGGGUGAUGGAGGAGGAAGGGUGUUGGAACAAACUAGUAACAAUAAAACCCUUUCCAGAAGUUUUACGUCCAUGCGGGUUUUAG
Camellia sinensis is the source of this 888-nucleotide messenger RNA. The record is from RefSeq and is a predicted model, not a curated record. NCBI's taxonomy places the organism in Eukaryota, Viridiplantae, Streptophyta, Magnoliopsida, Ericales, Theaceae.